GGUAAAUCAUGACAAACUCAAUAUUAAAUUACGUCGGUGGUGCAGCAGCAGCCACAAUCACAGUUUUAGGUGCUAUUUAUCAUGACCGUGCUGUCUUUGAUGAAAGACGAGAGGGGAUUAAAACACAGCCUGGCUGGCCUUUAUUAGGUAGUCUUCCCUUGCUUAUUCAAUAUAAGCAUCGUAUGCAUGAUUUCUUAUUGGAAGGGUUUAGUCAACUGGAUGAAUUAACACUUACACUUUCUGCUCUUGGUAUACCGCGCCAUAUUGCCACAUUGGAUCCACGUAAUGUUGAACACGUCUUGAAGAACAAUUUCGAAAAUUAUAUCAAAGGACCUGAAUUUCAUGCAUCCAUGGUAGAUUUGUUCGGAAACGGCAUUUUUAACGCCAACGGAGAAGAUUGGAAGUAUCAACGCAAAACAUCCAGUCAUAUCUUUAAUGUGAAAAACUUUCGAGAUCAAUUCACAGAUGUAUUUGUUGAAGAGAUUAAGUACAUGUCUGAACAUAUCUGGGAUAAAGCUGCGGAGAAUAACCAGGUAGUCGACUUUCAUGAUAUUAUGUAUAAAUUUACAUUGGAUUCCUUCAUUUUACUUGGAUUUGGUGUUCACUUGCAUGCACAGUCGUCUACCACCAAGGUACCUUUUGCAGAAUCAUUUGAUGAGGCACAAAAGACUACCUUUUCAAGAUUCAUCAAUCCGAUCUGGCCCAUUACAGAGGGGAUUCAGCGGCUUACAAUGCCAUGGAAAGCCAGUAUGAAGCACCACUUGAACGUGGUAGAUUCUUUUGCUCGUCAGGUGACGGAGAAGCGACGAGAAGAGAUUGCACAAGGAGAAAUCCACGGUGAUUUGCUCUCUCGUUUUAUGGAUGCACGUAAUGCACAAGGCGAACUCUUAAAUAACGACGAACUUCGUGAUAUCGUUUUGAAUUUUGUGAUUGCAGGUCGUGAUACCACGGCACAGGCACUUUCUUGGACCUUCUACAUGUUGCUUUGCCAUCCACGUGUGGAGGAGAAGUUGUUGGACGAGAUUUCUACUUUUAUUAGUGAUGAGACGUUAGAGGACUCUCCCGAGUUGUAUAAUGUGAUCAAGAAUAUGACGUACGCACAUGCUGUGUUUUACGAAGUCUUGCGAUUGUACCCUUCUGUGCCGUUGAAUCAAAAGUAUGCGUUGGGCGACGAUAUUUGGCCUGAUGGUACUAAAGUACGAAAAGGUGAUUAUAUUCUGUGGUGUCCUUAUGCUCAAGGACGAUCAGAGAAAGUAUGGACGGAUGCCAAAGAGUUUCGUCCAGAGCGCUGGAUUAAUGAAGCAGGCGAGCUUGUCCGUGAGAGCGCAGGACAAUGGCCAGCUUUCCAUGCUGGGCCAAGAGUAUGUUUGGGACAGAAUUUGGCUACGUUGGAAGCACUGGUAGCUAUUAUUUUCUUGGUGAGAAAAUACAAGUUCAGUUUAAUGAAGGGACAAACGAUUACUUACCAGGUCUCACUUACACUGCCAAUGAUGCAUGGUAUGAAAGUCAUGGUGGAAAAGCGUUUAUAAACAGCGCUCCUCUCUCCAUAUAUUUUUAAUUAAAUAAAAGCCCUUUUUUUCC
Messenger RNA from Mucor mucedo, 1581 nucleotides. Its product is annotated as cytochrome P450. The record is from RefSeq and is a predicted model, not a curated record. The transcript has 6 exons. Gene Ontology annotation, molecular function: iron ion binding; oxidoreductase activity, acting on paired donors, with incorporation or reduction of molecular oxygen; heme binding. Lineage: Eukaryota; Fungi; Mucoromycota; Mucoromycetes; Mucorales; Mucoraceae. Bases 9 to 1529 code for a protein of 506 amino acids.